AUGUCACAAGAUAAUAAUAUAAAUGAUACAACUCCAUUACUAAAUACUACUCAACCAAUACCAGAAAAUCCUAUAAUAUUACCAUCAACCACAACAGCACCAGCAUCCACAACAAAUGAUAAAUCUCUACCGUCUUCAGCUGGUACCAGUUCAUCUUCAACAACCAAGAAACCAUUAUCAGCAGGAUCAACAUCUUCAUCAGCUCAUCACCAUCAACCUUCUCCUCAAUCAAUUAAAUCAAAUAUCAAUAAACAACAAUUAACAAAAUCAAGUAAAAUUGGAUUACAAAGAACGUCAAGAACUUCACAAAAAUUAAAACUUCUUCCUGAAGACCCACCCAAUCUUAAUCGUAUAACCACAUCCAAUGGAAUCACUUCCAAUGAUGAUGAUGAUAAUGAUGACGAUGAUGACGAUGAUAAUGAAGAUGUUGCUACUGAUCCUCAAAGAGCAAGAGUAUAUUCACAAGUUAAAAAAAUCACUGAUAGACCAGCAAGAAAAGAUGCUGAAAUCUUGGGGAAACUGCAUCGAGAUUUAUUACCUAGAGUAACCGCUUAUUGUACUUGUGGAUCUUAUAGAAUGAAAGAUUUAUUACGUUGGUUAAGAGAACGGAAAAGAAUUCAUAAUACAAGUCCUAAAUUAUUUGAUGAAUGUUUAUAUACUCCAUUCACUUAUAAAGAUUGGAGAGGAAGUGGUGAUGAAGCUGGAGGAGAUGAAGCAGCAGGGCAUAAAUUAAUUCGAUUAGCUGAUGAAGGUGGAGAAAUCGAUAUUGGUAAAAAGAAUGAUAUCUUCAUAUUUGAAUAUGGUGUAGUUAUAAUGUGGGGAUAUACAAUUAAAGAAGAACUGGCAUUCUUGGAAGAUUUAGCAAAAUUUGAAUCGGAAAAACUUUCAGAAGAAGAUAUUCAAAUUGAAGAAUUUAAUUAUUAUAUUACAAAAUCUUAUCAACCUAGAAUCUAUAAUGAUUUCAUCACAUUAAGAGAUGAUGAUAAUUAUAUGUUAAAGCUUUCAAUAUCCCAUGCCUUAGCCCAAUCAGUUAAAAUAUCCCUUUUUGAAGAAUUAGUAGAUAAUACUAUUGAAGAUACUCAAGAUAUUCCGCAACAAAUCGCUCAUACAGGGAAAGUAGAAAUGACUCGUGAUGAAAUCAUGAAAUCAAUCGGAGAAUUAUUUAUAUUACGUAUAAAUAUCAAUCUUCAUGGCUCAGUCCUAGAUUCACCCGAAUUAAUGUGGGCAGAACCUCAUUUAGAACCAAUAUAUCAAGCAACUAGAGGAUAUUUGGAAAUUAAUCAACGAGUAGAAUUAUUAAAUCAAAGAUUGGAAGUUAUUUCUGAUUUAUUACAAAUGUUAAAAGAACAAUUGGGUCAUUCACAUGAAGAAAAUUUGGAAUUUAUUGUGGUUGUUUUGGUUGGGGUACAAGUAUUGGUAAGUAUAAUUAAUAUCAUCAUUGAUAUAUUGACUUAUUAG
This is a messenger RNA of Hemisphaericaspora subhashii, 1458 nucleotides long. RefSeq lists its product as uncharacterized. NCBI's taxonomy places the organism in Eukaryota, Fungi, Ascomycota, Pichiomycetes, Serinales, Debaryomycetaceae. The record is from RefSeq and is a predicted model, not a curated record. Bases 1 to 1458 code for a protein of 485 amino acids. The transcript has a single exon.